AUGUGUGACAGCCUUUUAGUUCUGAAUAUAAAGGUUACUGAGAGGAAAUUAGGUUGGUUCGCAGAGAAGAUCAGCCAGACCUUGCUGUGCGUCUUGCUGAGGAGCAGGUAUCUCCGCCAGUACUGUUCUUCAGAUACUACUAGUACAUGUAGAAGAAAAAUGGAAGUCAUUGAGCUGGGAGAAGUCGACCUGAACUGUCCUUCCAACUGCCAAAUUCAUAAUACCCAUUUCUUCGGAACCGACAGACAGAUAAUAAGGAGAGGGCAAGCCUUCAACUUUUAUGCUCGCUUCCAAAAUCGGGAAUGGGAUGACUCCGUGGACCAGGCUGUUUUCACUGUGGAGACAGGCCUCAGACCCUGUGAAUCAAAUGAGACGAAAUGUACCUUCCCAAUGGGCAAAUGUCUAGAUCAAACUUGCUGGAGUGCUUCCCACAAAAUUCAUCAGCCAAAAUGCAUCAAUAUCAGCGUGUUUCCUCCUUCCAACUCCUGCAUUGGCCGUUACAUUCUCAAUAUGCAAAUCACAUCUUGUGGUCACACAUAUCAGCGAUGUCUUGGAGAUUUUUAUGUCCUUUUUAACCCUUGGUGUGCAGAUGACCCUGUAUAUAUGGACAACCAAGCUCAUAGAGAAGAAUAUGUUCUGAAUGAACAUGGGAUUCUGUAUGAAGGAGUUCACAAACAUAUUACCUCCCGACCGUGGCACUUUGGCCAGUUUGAAGAAGGAAUUCUGGAUAUCUGCUUGAAGAUCCUAGACAUGGGUGCAAGUUACCAUCAUGGCUCUGAUCGUGACCAUUGCUGGCGCAAUGAUCCUGUGCAUGUCAGCAUGGUGGUAAAUCACAUGAUAAGCAGCCAUACCACUAACAGUAUCAUAAAGAUUCCAGAAAACAAUGAUUACCUGAAAGGAACAAAGCCGUUUUCCUGGAAUGGGAGUGUCCCUAUUCUUCAGCAGUGGUACAAUGGCAGAUGCAGGCCGGUCAGAUAUGGGUACUGUGGGUCUCUUGCUUCAGUAAUGUGCACAGUGAUGAGAUGUUUGGGAAUUCCAAGCCGUGUUGUCACAAACUUCUGUUUUCCAUGCUCAAUUGAGAAUCCCCUUGGUAUCAAUGAGAUUUUUGACUGUACUGGAAAAAACCUGUGUGGUAAAGACAAGCUAUGGAGAUAUCACUGCUGGAAUGAAUCCUGGAUGGCUCGCAGAGACCUAAAUCAAUGCUGUGGUGAUUGGCAGUGUCUGGAUCCAACACCUUUGGAAACAGGCAGAGGUUUAGCUUGCAGUGGUCCUACAUGGGUUCGAAGCAUCAGAGAAGGGGAACUGGACAUGGACUAUGAUGGCCAUCAUAUGUUUUCUCGAGUAAAUUCAAACUAUGUCGGCUGGCUUUCUCAAAACAAUGCCAAAAGAACAAAAUUUUUCUGUGAUGCCUGGCCAUGUGGACAACGUCUAAUCACCAAGAGUGUUGGCAGUGAGCAAUUUGAAGAUAUCACUGGGGCUUACAAGUAUGAAAUAGGUAUGAUAAGUUCUGUAAAAAACAAAGAAGCCUGUUACCGGGCCUACAGAAGAAUUCACCCAGGGUACUGCAAUGCUUCCAACUGUCAUAUUGAGAGAGAGUUAUCAUCUCUGAAAAACCCAUUUUUGAGUGACUCUGGUAUUAACAUGAGAUUAAAGAUGGCUAACUGCCCAAUGUAUGGUGAAGACGUCCAAUUGCACUGGCUGCUUGAAAAUUUGCGUAAUGAAAAUAAAAACCUGAAGUUUAAUUUGUGCGCACAAAUAAUAACCUACAGUGGCUGCCCAAUGGAUCAAUUUUGGAAAGACAGUGUGAAUGUCACGUUGGGUCCAAGGGAGGUGAAAAAAAUUCCACUGUGUAUAUCAUACAGUCAAUAUGGACCAUAUCUCUGUGAUCAUAAUAUUAUGAAAGUAGUUGCUGUCUCAGACCCAGAGUGUGGAGAAGUUCUGAUGGUGAGCAGGGAUAUUGUGAUCAACAGGCCACCUGUUAUUGUAAAGCUACUGAGCCAGCCCCGGCUGAAAGUACCAUGUACUGCAGAGAUCUCCUUCUGCAAUCCUCUCCAGGAAGAUAUGAAGAACUGCGUAAUGACAUUAGAAGGCUGUGGUUUAUUCAAAGAGCCAAUGACCAUUGAGUAA
Molecule: messenger RNA, 2127 nt
Organism: Apaloderma vittatum (bar-tailed trogon)
Lineage: Eukaryota; Metazoa; Chordata; Aves; Trogoniformes; Trogonidae
Product: protein-glutamine gamma-glutamyltransferase 5-like
Exons: 12
Coding region: 1-2127 (708 amino acids)
Biological process (GO): peptide cross-linking
Molecular function (GO): protein-glutamine gamma-glutamyltransferase activity
Source: RefSeq, a predicted model, not a curated record